Messenger RNA from Ylistrum balloti, 2313 nucleotides. Its product is annotated as glutathione S-transferase LANCL1-like. Bases 30 to 1235 code for a protein of 401 amino acids. NCBI's taxonomy places the organism in Eukaryota, Metazoa, Mollusca, Bivalvia, Pectinida, Pectinidae. Gene Ontology annotation, cellular component: plasma membrane. Gene Ontology annotation, biological process: peptide modification; carbohydrate metabolic process. The record is from RefSeq and is a predicted model, not a curated record. The transcript is spliced from 9 exons.
ACAAACCGAAAAGUUGAAAACAUAAAAGCAUGGAUGGAAGAGCAUUUGAAAACAAAUUCUCUGUAUACGACGGGAAGUCCCUUGUCGGUGACGACGGAAAGUUAUUGAUAAGUCAACAAGAGCUGCUACGGCCACACAUAGAAAGAUUGCUACAGAAAUUGUACAGAGGGUUAGACGAUGAUACAGAUGCAAACUACACCUUGUAUACCGGUAUGGGAGGCAUUUCAUAUCUUCAUUGGCACAUGUACAAUAAACUUGGAAAAGAUACACAGUACCUGGAACGUGCAUACAGCCAUAUUAAGCAUCAUCUGCGACACCUUAAAGGUCGGAGAGUGACGUUUCUGUGUGGUGAUGCAGGGCCUCUAGCUUUAGGUGCUGUGGUUUGCAGUGAGAUGGGCAAAGCUGACAAAGCACAAGAGCUGAUAAAAAGAUUGGAGGCUAUGCAUGAUGGUGUGUGUUCAGACCGUAACCUUCCUGAUGAAAUCCUUUUUGGUCGAUGUGGUUAUCUGUUUGCUCUUCUGUUUGUCCAGCGCCACCUAGGAGAUGACAAGAUAGAUAAUUCUGUCAUUUACAAGGUUUUCCAGUCAGUGAUAGACAGAGGGCGAGGGUUGUCGAGGAAGGAGGGGUUCAGUCACCCUCUCAUGUAUCAGUGGCAUGAUAAGUACUAUUUAGGAGCAGCUCAUGGUCUAGCAGGUAUCCUCACCACUCUGAUGCAGGUUACUGAUCCCACAGGGAAGUACAAGGCCCUGAUCACAGAUUUUGUGAAGCCUAGUGUGGAUUAUAUGCUGGGUUUAAGGUUCCCAUCUGGAAAUGGUCCAUCGUCCCUGGAAAGUGAAAAUGGAGACAAGCUGAUACACUGGUGUCAUGGAGCACCAGGCUGGAUCUAUCUGUUUGUAUCGGCUUAUAAGGCAUUUGGUGAUUCCAAGUAUCUGGAGGCAGCCAAGAAAUGUACUGAUGUGAUAUGGGAACGUGGGAUUCUAAAAAAAGGCUAUGGAAUCUGCCAUGGUACGGCAGGUAACGCCUACGCUUUUCUAACGUUGUACAAGCUGACUAGCAACCAGGAAUAUCUCUACAAGGCAUACAAGUUUGCAGAGUGGUGCUGUGACUAUGGUAGACAUGGUUGUCGCACACCUGACACUCCAUACUCACUAUUUGAAGGUAUGGCAGGCACUAUAUACUUCCUUAUUGAUAUACUGGAUCCUUCUAAUGCUAAAUUUCCAGCGUUUGAACUGUGAGCAUCUGGAGGACGUACAUUAGCACCUUCUUAUAGAUUUAAGCUUGUCAACUUCCUAACACAUUUGAUAAUAUUCGUACAACUAAUGCAUGUACCCAAGGUAUCUGCCAAGUAGAUUCACUUCUUGACAUUUAGAGAUACAGUCCCGAAUCCUGAAACAAUUCUCCUAUAAAUGAAAGUAGUGAAUUGCCAGGAUUUUGAUGAAUUGUGAAAUGAUUGACAUUAAAAAUGUGUCCCAACUUUUUAAUGUUCCUGAAUUGCAUUUGAAAAGAUUGACUUUCCAGUUUAUUUGUAUAAUCAGCAAAAUGGAAGUUUAUCUUUCAUGUUUGUCAUCUUCUAUGUGCUACGUUCGUUGCUUGUUUGGAAGGGAGGCUUUCCAUGACUUAUCUAUAUUGUGCCAUUGUGAUAAAGACAAUAUUCCAUGUGUAUUUUAUAUGUAUGCUUUCGUAUGCCCCUUUGAAUGAUUGAAGGGAGACAUUGAUUUAAUAUUUGUUCAUUUUGUUCUGUUUCUUAGUUCUUAUUUAGGAUACUGAUAAUUUCUUGUUUGAAACCUUUAUAAAGGUUCCUUGUUCCUUUUUGUAAUUUGCUGUACAUCUUUAUUACAAGAAGAUGUGCAGUGAACUGCUGUUAGGUCACUAACCUUGCCUUCAAGGUCAAAGGUCAAAUGAGCAUGAUUUUUUUCAAUAAUUUCUUGUCUGGGCAAUAACAUUUAAAAAUGUUAAAGAUUUCCUAUUGAAAAUUGAGGUAUACCUUGGUUACCUAUAGCCGAUGUGCAGUUUAUGGUCAUUAGGUAACUAUGACCUUGACCUCAAGGUCAAAGGUCAGAAUAUUCGUUCAAGCCAUGACAUAACUUAGAACCCUUUCAAACUCCAACUGAAGUGUUUUAGUUUUUUUCAGAGAUUUCAAUAAACAGUGUAAAAAAUAUUGAUUAGCUGAUAUCAUUUAUGAUGUGUCAGCAUAGUGCUUUUUUUCAUUCUGUAUGUAUUUGACAUUUGAACCAAUAAUCGUUUUAUUUAAAAAGAAUACAUAAACACCAGCUCAUUGAGAGAGGAUAAAUCAAAAUCAUCCAAUAUGUACAA